AUGUCACCAUUGCUAAUUUCCCUUCUCCCCUUUCUCCUGUUCUCCACAUCUUGGGGACAUCAUGGCAGAUGUCUUGUAGAGAGGAAGCAGAAGGAGGCUGCCAGCGCAGAAUCUGGACUAACAAAGUGCCAGCAGUAUUCUAGCCAUUCUUGCUGCUCUCAGGAACACAUAGAUGCCCCUCCAUUCACCCCUUUCCCAUGGGAUGGAUGUGGACCCCUCAGUUCCAGGUGUGAAGAAUACAUCAGCCGUGUGCAAUGUAUGCAUCUCUGCUCCCCACACAUCUCCAAGUGGGGUCUUCCUGGAUCGCCCGGCGGGAUACACGAGCUGCCCCUCUGUGACAGAUUUUGUGACCAAUGGUUUGAUGCAUGUAAAGAAGAUUUAAUCUGCUCAGGAUACACAAACACUGAAAGCAACUGCAGCAACGGCUGUAUCACAUACACACAGGCGAGUGCGCCAUUCAUUCUUCGUUUUCUUUUAAUCCUUCCAAAAACAAAUCUGUCACUACAUAACAUAGCGCAGGGCUUAAAAUUUUGA
Molecule: messenger RNA, 534 nt
Organism: Staurois parvus
Lineage: Eukaryota; Metazoa; Chordata; Amphibia; Anura; Ranidae
Source: the annotation of a GenBank genome assembly